AUGGCACCCACCGCACCCAUCACUCUCCCUCCUUCCUUCUUCAACUCGUUUUGGUCCCCAGACUACCGCACAGGUCUUGACACUCUCUUUCGUCAACUCGAGGCUGGCACCAUCGAGAACAAUGAGGUCGCUGACUUUAUCAACGCGCAAGCCCGCGCCCACCAGUCGCUGGCCGCGUUGUUGAGAGAAUCCAAUAUCAGCCCUGGCACCAACUCGACGUCAUCACUGCAGCACACCCUUAUGUCGCUCCGCAACGCCUCGGCGGGACGAGGUGAAGCUAACCGCGCACUAGCCAUGGAGCUGCAGGAACACAUUCUCGUUCCGUUCAACGGCUGGAAGGCUCGUCACGAGGACCGCAUUGAAACUGCUCGUGACGACAUGCUUGGCAAGGGCGGCCUUAUCGCCUCAUGGGAGAAGGAGGUGAACAAGCUGAUGGGGCUGCGCCAGGCAUACACCAACAAGAUGCGGCUUGCAGACGAGAGUGAGGAGGACGCACAGUUCGCCCCUGGCACAGCUUCGCUCAAGUCGCCUGACGCAAACAGCAACUCGUCGCUCGCAAAGCAAUCGGGACUGAUGCGAUCGGGAACGGUUGCGGACCGCAUCAGCGAGAAGCUGAGGCAAGCCAGCUCGGGCUCGCACUCGCGCUCCAGCUCUGUGGCGUCCCAGUCAGGCGCCUCCCCGUCAGACAAGGACUUACCUCCCCCGCCUCCUCCCGUCAUUCAAGAGGAGGAGAAUAAGGUGGAGGAGCGUCCCAAGUCGCCCACUGGCUCGGCCAAGGUGGCGCCCCCGAAGCUGCAGAUCGGCGGCGCGCCUCGUGCUGCCGAUGACUCGCCCUCGAGCCCUACCCAUGAGGACGCGUUUAUCCCACCUACAGACCCCAAUGGCCGCCCCAAGAUGAGUAACGAGGAGCCCGCCAGCGCCAUAGACGAGCACGGCAACGAAUUCAUCCUCCUUUCCGGUGUUGCCCUCGCUCCUCGCGCCUUCAGGGCCCUCCUCAGCCGAUUUGACCAGUACCUCUUGACCCACGUUGCGCCGGGCAGCGAACAGGCUCAGUCGUCUGAGCUCUCUACGCGCCAGACCCUUGCGUCUCGCCAAAGGAGCUCGAUCCUCGGCACAUAUGAGAAAACGUUCUCUGGCGAGGAGCUCGUUUCGUGGCUCUCGCACAAUCUGGAGGGCCUCGGCGGCGAGUGGGACCGCUGUGUCGACGCUGGCGAUGAGCUCCUCCGCAUGGGCCACCUCUCUCGCGUCGGUGUGGUCGGCCGCGGCUUCGAGCCGGAGGACGACGUCUUCUUCGUGCUCAAGGUUGAUGCUUCGGAGAGCUCUGGCGUCAGCGUCGCCGGCCUCCGCAAGAACCUCAGCACCUAUGCCAAAACGGCCGAGAACUACGCCAACUCGGGAUACAAUUACGCGGCAUCCAAUGCCCCCGCUGCGCGCCAGUAUGCCAACAACAACCUCUCCAACCUGCAGACGUCGAUCAGCAGUUUCUCGCUUCCCGCUGUGGCCUCGGGACCAUCGGUUCCCACGUGGGCGAAGAACUACCUCCCGGCCGCUGUCUCGUCCAACGAGCCUGCGCACAUCCGUCUCCGCCUCGAGGCUAACCGCGCCAACGAGUUGUACCACUCUGGUGUCUCCCAGGCUGAAGCCUGCCGCCUCGACAUGGAGGAGCGCAUCGAGCGCGGCCUCCGUACCUGGGAGCGUUGGGAACGUGAGCGUCUCGGCGUCAUCCGCUCCAUCCUCAAGCACUACGAGGUUGCGCUGGCCAAGCUGCCCAAGCGUCUUGAGCAGGGUGACGAGGCGACUGCUCUCGCCGUGGAGACGUACAACCCCGAGUCUGACCUCAAGGCCCUCAUCGAGGGCAGCCGUACUGGCCCCUUCCGGCCUCGCCCACAUAUCUAUGAGUCGGUCGAGUCCGAGGUGCCUGACGUCAACUUCGGUAUCGACCUGCGGCGGUGGUCUGGCGAGACGGCCUGGAAGUCGCUCAUGAAUGCGCCUCAGCGCGCUAAAGACGCCAUCCCAGAGGUCCUCGAGGGCCUCCUUACUGCGGUGGGCACUAUGAGUGCCGACGUGUCGGACGACGAGCGUCGUAAGGCGUGGAUCUACGAGGUGCCGCUCGAGGAGACGCACAUGCUUCGCAACGCCAUCAACCACUCGCAGCUCCGCGUUGACGAGAUCGCCACCAUUGCUCAGAAGUUCAACCUCCCUACCGUGUGUGGUGUCGUCAAGCUCUGGCUCCUUGAACUCAACCCUCCUGCUCUGGGCUGGGAGGGCUGGGAGGACGCCAAGGCGAUCUACCCUUCGGUUGGUGCCGACCUGGAGCGCGACAUGACGUCGGCAGUCAGGUCCGUUGUUGGGCGCCUCCCCACAUCCCAGCUUUUCACGCUGAAUGCGGUGAUCAAGCACUGGAAGGACCUCGUCGACGGCACGAAGACGGAGGAGCCGGCCGAGCUCUACAUCAAGAAGCUCUCCAUCUCGACUGGCCGUUGCAUCCUUCGCCCACAGUACGAGACCGAGCUCACAAUCCAGGACCGUACCCCUGGUCUGUUCCUGGAGGACCUGCUAGAACACUACAGCAACGUCUUCCCCAAGCUCCUCGAGGAGAAGCGCAACCAGCAGGACCGCGUCAUGCCCGUGCGCAAGCGCACUGCGCUUGUCGACCAACGCAUCUCACGUUCGAGCCUGGGCGGAAACACAGACUCGCAGGCGGCGCUCCUUCAACAGCAGCGCUCUCUGCAAGCUGACGUCCCUCAGCAGCCGCCCGUUCCUGUCGUCCCUUCCGCCGCGGACGUGGGCCCUCAGAUCCCUCCGUCGUCCGGCCCUCCCAUCCAGCCCGUGCCCGUCCCUGCGCCAAUCACCGCGCCAGUUCCCGUUGCUGCGGUCCCUGCUGUUCCGUCAGGCCCAUCGGCCUCGUCGGCCGUCCCGCCUGCCAACUUUGGCCAACCUCGUAUGGUGUCGCCUCCCGCUAGCUUCAGUCAGCCUCGUAUGGUCUCGCCGCCCGCUAACUUUGGGCCGCCUCGUAUGAUCUCGCCGCCCGCUAGCGAUGACGAGAGCGGGCCACCCGCGCGCUUCGUCUCGCCGCCUGAAUCGCCCAUUUUCCACACCCCGCCGCUUCCAACACCUGCCCCUGCCGUCAUCCCCCCAGCACCUGCUACGGACCGCCCCGCGACCCCUGUGCGCAGUGGGACGCCGCAGGGACGCGGGACGCCUUCCCCCAGCAAGGUCGAUGACGAGCGCGUUGGCAUCCCCACAAGCACUGGUAGCCUGAAGCGCAACACGUCGAGUGAGACAAGCCGCCUGCGUGGUCCUCGGGGAGCGCGAGGUCCCCGCGCGCAGAGCGGUCACGCAAGCCGUGGCUCUGUCAACGCGCUCGCCGCGCAGUUCGAGAAGAAGUAG
Cutaneotrichosporon cavernicola is the source of this 3390-nucleotide messenger RNA. RefSeq lists its product as uncharacterized. Gene Ontology annotation, biological process: small GTPase-mediated signal transduction. NCBI's taxonomy places the organism in Eukaryota, Fungi, Basidiomycota, Tremellomycetes, Trichosporonales, Trichosporonaceae. Gene Ontology annotation, molecular function: GTPase activator activity. The transcript is spliced from 6 exons. Bases 1 to 3390 code for a protein of 1129 amino acids. The record is from RefSeq and is a predicted model, not a curated record. Gene Ontology annotation, cellular component: cytoplasm; division septum; plasma membrane.